UCUCUUUUAGGAGUUGUUGAGGUCUUGUUGUUUUCUCAGUCCGAGGAUCACAGAGGGGAAAGGAGGAGCGCGCGGGGAAACCCGAGAUCCCGAGGCUUAAACACACGGACCCCAGCACCCAAUUUCUGUCUACCUGUCUGUCUGCCUGUCUGUCUGUCUCUGUCUGUCUCUCUCUUUCUCUCUCCACUCUUUCUCUUUCUGUUGAAGUCUUGUUGCGCGCACGCGGGGAAGGGAAAACACACACACACACACACCCGGAUCCUGCGGACGCGCGAGCCUCAGUCAGAGCACAUGAUGCCGGUCGAGUUCGUUUGUAAGAUUAAAUUCUCUGAGGAGGAGGAGAAGCGGAGAGGCAGAGCGGAUGGAGGAGAGCGCGCGAGUCUGCUGGAGGAGAGCUGCCGCGCGCCGGUAAAGGACCUGGCCGGUUUCGCGAGCUCGUGCUCUCUGCACGGGAUGAAGCACGUGUUCGGCGUGUCGGGCAGCGGCGGCGGUGGCUGCGCGAGGCGCGCGCUCUGGGCCGUGGCGCUGCUGGCGUCGCUCGCGCUCUUCUUGUACCAGGCAUCCCAGUGUGCCGUGUCGUACCUGCAGCGCGCGCACGUGACGGCGCUGCGCGAGGAGGCCGCGCGCGAGCUGCUCUUCCCCGCUGUGACCAUCUGCAACACGAACCGCUUCCGCUUCUCCGCGCUCACCGACGCAGACAUCUACCACCUGGCCAACCUGACGGGCCUCCCGCCCAAAAACACCGAGGGCCACCGCGCGGCUGAUCUGCAGUACCCCGCACCGGACAUGCAGGACAUCUUCAACCGAACCGGACACCAGCUCGAGGACAUGCUCAAGAGCUGCAACUUCAGUGGACACAACUGCUCAGCGCGAGACUUCUCCGUGGUCUACACAAGAUAUGGGAAAUGCUAUACGUUCAAUGGAAACAAAACAACAUCCAAAAAGACAAAGCAGGGAGGCAUGGGAAAUGGCCUGGAGAUCAUGCUGGACAUCCAGCAGGAUGAAUAUCUGCCCAUCUGGAGAGAAACGAACGAGACGUCUUUAGAAGCAGGGAUCCGUGUGCAGAUCCACAGUCAGGAUGAGCCGCCUUACAUCCACCAGCUCGGGUUUGGAGUCUCACCAGGUUUCCAAACCUUCGUGUCUUGUCAGGAGCAAAGGUUGACAUAUCUGCCCCAGCCGUGGGGAAACUGUCGCUCUUCCGCUGAUCGCUCUAUCCCGGGUUAUGACUCGUACAGUAUCAGUGCUUGUCAUUUACACUGUGAGACUCAGCUCGUUCUGCAGGAGUGCCAGUGCCGCAUGGUGCACAUGCCUGGAAAUGCAGAAAUCUGCCCCCCUGACAAACUCAAGUGUGUGGACAAAGCACUGGAACUGUUGCAGAAGAGUUCAGGUGAGUUCUCGUGUGCAUGUGAGACUCCCUGUAAUCUGACGCGCUACGGUAAAGAGCUUUCCAUGGUGAAGAUUCCCAGUAAAGGCUCUGCACGAUACCUGUCCAGAAAAUACCACAAAUCAGAGGAUUACAUUAGAGAAAACUUCCUCAUUCUGGACAUUUUCUUUGAAGCUCUGAACUAUGAGACAAUCGAGCAGAAGAAAGCCUACGAUGUUGCUGGGUUAUUAGGUGAUAUCGGAGGACAGAUGGGUCUCUUCAUUGGAGCGAGUAUCCUCACCGUCCUUGAGAUUCUCGACUACUUUUAUGAGGUGAUUAAGUUAAGGUUACAGCGUGUGUUAAGGCCACAGAAGGAAGAAAAACGACCACAACAACAAUCCAGCACUGUAGCUACAGUCAACCUUCAGGACACAAAGACAAAGGAUGUCAGUGAGCAUAUGGAGAGAAAUGUAGAGGGUGCAACCUUCAACAAAACCUUCCUCCCAAACCACCACCAUCAUCUUCAUCAUCAUCACCUUCGUCAUCAAAAUGAGGACUUUGCCUGCUGACCAAUACUACGGACUUUCUCUGUCUCUGUCUCGGUGUCUGUCUUUCUCUCUCGGAUCUUAUUUUCACCAGUGAAAGCUCCAGCCAAAGCUCAAUUCCUAAACCUGUGCUUGGGACAGUCAGAGGGUGUGUGUGUGUGUGUGUGUGUGUGUGUGUGUGUGUGUGUGUGUUAAUGAUCUGAGUGCUGGAUGUCUGGAUGAGCUGGACUGCUGGAGCAGUUUGGGUGCCAGAUCAGGACUUUCUCCAGCUGCGCUCCUACUCCUCUGUGUGAGCCGUCCUGUAAAAUUCCCCUUCAGUCACUGGGACAUGAUUUGGUCAGUGCUGGACACGAGCGUCUUCUCGCUGUAUAACCGAGCGAGUGUGUAUCAGAGCAGUAGCGUAUAUUUGUCUCUCUAG
Molecule: messenger RNA, 2326 nt
Organism: Ictalurus furcatus (blue catfish)
Lineage: Eukaryota; Metazoa; Chordata; Actinopteri; Siluriformes; Ictaluridae
Gene: asic4a
Product: acid-sensing (proton-gated) ion channel family member 4a
Exons: 10
Coding region: 292-1932 (546 amino acids)
Biological process (GO): sodium ion transmembrane transport
Cellular component (GO): membrane
Molecular function (GO): ligand-gated sodium channel activity
Source: RefSeq, a predicted model, not a curated record